AUGACCGAAAGUGUUCAGAAACCCAGGACUUUAUAUGAGAAGGUUCUGGAAAGUCAUAUCGUUGACGAGAAGGAAGAUGGGACAGUAUUGAUCUAUAUUGAUCGACAUUUGAUCCAUGAGGUUACUUCGCCACAAGCUUUUGACGGACUGAGAAGUGCUGGCCGCCAAGUUCGGCGGCCAGACUGUACUCUUGCCACGGUCGACCACAACAUUCCAACCGCAUCGCGCAAGAAUUUCAAGAGCGUGCAAAGUUUUGUUAAGGACAAGAAUUCCCGUAUCCAAUGCGAAACUCUACAAGCCAAUGUGGAAGAGUUCGGUGUGCCCUACUUCGGCUUCGACGAUAGUCGACAAGGCAUCGUCCACGUUAUUGGUCCGGAACAAGGAUUUACGCUUCCAGGAGCAACUAUUGUCUGUGGCGACAGUCACACUUCAACUCAUGGCGCCUUUGGGGCCCUUGCCUUCGGCAUCGGCACGAGUGAGGUUGAGCACGUCUUGGCCACUCAGACUCUCUGGACGAAGCGCAGUCUAAAUCUAUCUAUUGACGUCCAAGGGACCCUUCAUACCGGCGUCACUAGUAAGGAUUUAAUCCUCUAUAUUAUUGGCACUAUCGGCACGGCUAGAGGUACUGGCUACGUAAUUGAAUUUACAGGGCCAGUCAUCCAAGGUCUUAGCAUGGAGGCACGUAUGUCCUUAUGCAAUAUGUCGAUCGAGGCUGGUGCCCGCGCCGGUAUGAUAGCGCCAGACGAAGUUACAUUUGAAUAUCUCCAGGGUCGCCCACUUAGCCCUAAAUAUAGAGGGGCCGAAUGGAAGAAAGCCAUAAGCUCGUGGUCCGCUCUUUACUCGGACAAGGGAGCCAAGUAUGACCUGGCCGUUCAAAUUGAUGCCCGAGAAAUCAUACCGACAGUCUCGUGGGGAUCUUCUCCACAGGACGUUCUCCCUAUCACAGGAGUCGUUCCUUCCCCGGACGAUUUUGCUUCGGACGAAGACCGCAAGAAGAGCUGUAUCCGGGCUUUAAACUACAUGGGUCUCACUCCUGGAACUCCUCUCCGGGAUAUUCAAGUGGACAAGACCUUUAUUGGUUCGUGUACUAACUCUCGGAUCGAGGACUUAAGGGAGGCGGCACAGAUUGUAUCGAAUCGAAAAGUCAGCCCUCACAUUCGACGCGCGAUAGUGGUUCCAGGCUCCGGCUUAGUCAAGAAGCAAGCAGAAGCUGAGGGCCUAGAUCAGGUGUUUCUAGCUGCCGGAUUUGAAUGGACGGAGGCGGGAUGCUCGAUGUGUUGCGGCAUGAAUCCCGAUGUCGUUCUUCCUCAAGAGCGCGUUGCAAGCUCUUCAAAUCGCAAUUUUGAAGGACGCCAAGGAGACUUAGCUCGUACACAUCUGAUGUCUGCUCCUAUGGUAGCUGCUGCUGCUAUAGCUGGCAAGCUCGUGGAUACGAAAGCUGUCAUCAACAUCCAGCCCGAAGAACAAGAUGAUAUCGGCAGUUGGGAUCGCGAUCUGGAUAACAGUGAAGAGCCUGUUGCCGAAAGACCUCAAGGAGAUAUUGACAGCCAUACAACGCGCCAGUCCGGCGGACUGCCGAAAUUCACGACUUGGAAAGGGAUUGCAGCUCAUAUGAGUCGGGCCAACGUUGAUACGGAUGUAAUUAUCCCCACGGAAUUUUGCAAGACGGUCAAAAAGGUGGGUUUGGGUGUUAAUGCUUUCUACCCCCUCCGGUAUAAUCCCAGAGAUGGCAGCGAACGCGCAGAAUUCGUCCUGAAUCAAGGUAUCUAUCGAGAAUCCAAGAUCCUAGUGGUCACGGGACCUAAUUUUGGAUGUGGAAAUUCUCGAGAACAUGCACCUUGGGCGCUCAAUGAUUUCGGUAUCAGAUGUAUAAUUGCCCCUUCCUUUGCAAAUAUUUUCUACAGCAACGCAUUUAAGAACGGCAUGCUUCCCAUCACCGUCCAGAAUGCGACUGUUAUGGAAGAACUUGCUGCCGAGGCUCGGGCAGGCCAUGAACUUGAAGUUGACCUUGUCCAUCAGAAUAUAAAAUCAGAGUUGGGGGUUGUACUGGCGCAGUUCGAGGUUGAUUCUUUCAGGAAACAUUGUCUAGUGAACGGAAUCGAUGAGAUCUCCUUGACUCUGCUAGCAGAAGACAAAAUUCGGCAUUUUGAAGCUCUGCGGACUGCAAACACGCCGUGGCUGGACGGUCGAGCAUUCAUGAAGCAGAAACACCGACUCAAAAGGAAUCUUGAGGCGACACCAGUGCCGGGUGUAGACUUUGCGCCUAAAAAGGGGGGGGCAGAAUGGUGA
Fonsecaea multimorphosa CBS 102226 is the source of this 2289-nucleotide messenger RNA. RefSeq lists its product as uncharacterized. Lineage: Eukaryota; Fungi; Ascomycota; Eurotiomycetes; Chaetothyriales; Herpotrichiellaceae. The transcript is spliced from 5 exons. Gene Ontology annotation, biological process: L-leucine biosynthetic process. Gene Ontology annotation, cellular component: 3-isopropylmalate dehydratase complex. The record is from RefSeq and is a predicted model, not a curated record. Gene Ontology annotation, molecular function: 3-isopropylmalate dehydratase activity; 4 iron, 4 sulfur cluster binding. The coding region runs from base 1 to 2289 and encodes 762 amino acids.